This is a messenger RNA of Colletotrichum spaethianum, 1167 nucleotides long. RefSeq names its product tubulin-specific chaperone E. Gene Ontology annotation, molecular function: protein binding. Bases 1 to 1167 code for a protein of 388 amino acids. The transcript has a single exon. Lineage: Eukaryota; Fungi; Ascomycota; Sordariomycetes; Glomerellales; Glomerellaceae. The record is from RefSeq and is a predicted model, not a curated record.
AUGUCUAGUGGCAACCGUUUCCGGGUUAUCGAAGACGAAGAGACCAGUGCGUUCACGAAUGUUAAGGACUUGGAACUCGAGGAGACGUUGUUGGGCUGGGAAGCUCUUUGCGGGAUUGCUUACAAGUUUCCGUCUCUGUCAACUUUGAGUUGUAGCUUGAAUCAGCUGUCGGUCCUCCCAACCGUUUCAUUCGGCGCUCUCGCCGACACACUGACGACUUUAACACUCGAAUUCAACGGGUUCACCUCCUUUGCCGACCUUGCGUCCCUAUCCUCUCUCAGCUCUCUCCGCAACCUCCACCUCAAGGGCAACAGCAUCUCUACCAUCUCCCGUCCAUCCGUCCCGACACCCGUCUUUCCCCCAAGUCUGCAGUACCUCGACAUAUCCUACAACGCCGUCAUGACAUGGUCAUUCGUUGACGUUCUCCCCACGUCCUUCCCAGGCCUCACAGCCCUGCGCCUCGCCCACAACCCCGUCUACGAUCGCCCCGACCCAGACGCCAUCGGCGGCGGCACCCAAACAAAGUCGACAGACGAGGCCUUCAUGAUCACCAUCGGUCGCCUCGGCGGCCUCAAGGCCCUCAACUUUACCCCGAUCUCGACCGCGGAUCGUGCCAAUGGUGAGAUGUUCUACCUCUCCCGCAUAGCUAAGCAGCUUGCCUCUGUCCCCGAGGCCGCCGAGCCCGAGGUCCUAGCCCAACAUGCUCGCUACGCCGAGCUCUGCGAUAUUUACGGCGCUCCGGACAUUAUUCGCCGCGACGAGAUUGACCCAACGUACCUCGAAGCUCGCCUCAUCACCGUACACUUCACGCACAAGACAAUGACAACGAAGACGAUUACAAUUCCAAAGUCUUCCGACAUCUACGCCGUCAAAGGCGUCGCGGGAAGGCUGUUUGGUGCCGAGCCGUUGCGUCUCCGCCUGGUAUGGGAGACAGGCGAAUGGGAUCCCGUCGGCGGGUUCGAUGAGGACGAGAAUGCGGAUGACAGCAGCGACGAGGAGGAUGCCGGGGUGGGCGGUGAGGGAGCUGAGACGGGGGCUGAUGCUAGUGCGCGGGAGGAAAAGGGUGGUAGGUGGGUGAAGAGGGAGGUCGAGCUCAAGGACGGACCUAGGCAGCUGGGCUUCUGCGUGGACGGGAUGGAUGUCAAGAUCCGCGUGGAAGAUAGGUGA